Messenger RNA from Lepisosteus oculatus (spotted gar), 8090 nucleotides. Lineage: Eukaryota; Metazoa; Chordata; Actinopteri; Semionotiformes; Lepisosteidae. The record is from RefSeq and is a predicted model, not a curated record.
GAUGAUGUCAUGGUGUGCUUCUGUUGUGUUGAUGAUGAUGGCAUGUUGUAUAGAGGUGGUGUUUGAUGUCAUGGUGUGUUGAUGCUGGUUGUCCUGCAGCCCUGGAGCCAGAGAUCAACAGGGUGGGGGGUUUCCGAGUGGUGGAGACCUCUAUGAGGAGGCUGCGCUUUAUCUGGACACAAGUCCCUGGGGUAACAGGAUACCGCAUCUACUGGAGAUCCUCUGCAGGGGAGCCAGAGAAGAGCCGUCUGAUUGGUGGAGACGCGUCUUCGUUGGACCUGGAUGGGCUCCAGCCAGGGCUGACCUAUACGAUCCGGUUUGCAGCGGUUCUGGGGAACCGAGAGGGGGAUGCAGUGUCUGUCGUGGCCAGCACAGCCCCCCUGCAGCCUCCUUCCAGACUGCAGGUGUCUGACGUCACCCAGACAUCAAUGCUGCUGAGCUGGAGCCUGGUGCCCAGUGCCAGCGGGUACGUCCUGAGCUGGAGAGAUUCCCGAGAUGGAGAGGACCAGCAGAGGAUCACACUGCCUGGGUCAGUGGGGUCGUACCGGAUCACAGGGCUGCGCCUGGGCCAGCAGUACGGCGUCACCAUCCAGCCUGUGUUCGGUUCAGACCUGGGACCAGAGACAACUGUCCAGGGGAGAACAGCGUGCACUGAUGGCCGGGUGGAUUUGGUGUUUCUGGUCCAUGGUUCGAGAGACAGUGUCCAGUAUGCAGAGGCCAUCCGCUCUCUCCUGUACAGCACUGCUGCCUCCUUUUCCCGGAUCGGAGUGCAAGACACACAGGUGGGGGUGGUAGUGUACGGCUCGCGGGGGAAGGUGUGGUUCCUGCUGAAUCGACACAGCGACCGCGAGACCCUGCUGCAGGAUAUCGAGGCUGUGCCCUUCGACGACACCCCCGGCAACAGCAUUGGCGAGGCAGUAAAGUUCGCUCAGCAGUUUGUCUUUGCUGCCUCUGCGGGCCGCCGUCUCCAAGUCCCCGGUGUCCUCGUCAUCGUCGCCGACGGACGAUCAGCGGACGACCUCGGUGCUCCCUCGGAGGCCAUCAGGGCUGCCGGGGUGACCGUGCUGGCCGUGGGGCUGGGCCAGGCUGAGUCGGAGGAGCUGCGCCGCGCGGUGACCGGCGGCAGCCCGAGCAACGUCCUGUUCGCCCGCGACACGGCCCAGCUGGCCCGUCUCCAUAGCGACCUGGCAGAGCUGGUGUGCAAGAUCUCCCUGGGGCAGGGUGGCGGGCAGGUGCCCAGGCCGGAGCAGUGCACAGUGCAGUGUCCACAGGGUGAGAAAGGAGAACCAGGUGAAAAGGGAAAGAAAGGCAGAGAUGGGAUUGAUGGGCAGAAAGGAGAGCCUGGUCGAGAUGGUCUUCCAGGAAGGGAUGGAACACGUGGACCCCCUGGGCCCCCAGGGUUGCCAGGGAACAGCGAGGGGUCUCAGACCGGGCAGCCUGGGGAGAAGGGAGAGAGGGGUUUCCCGGGACUGAGUGGGGCACCUGGUUCGCCUGGACGACCGGGGAAUCCGGGGCCACCUGGACUUCCUGGCAGUCAGGGCUUGCCUGGAGGCAGAGGAGACCCUGGGGGGCCGGGUGCUUCAGGGCCAGUGGGGUUGAAGGGCGAGAAGGGUGAAAGGGGGGAUCCGGGUGUGGCAAUCGGUGGUGGAUUGCCUGGACGUAAAGGAGAACCUGGACUUCCAGGCCUGCAGGGCAUUCCUGGGCGCUCAGGAGCUGAAGGAGCAAGAGGGGCCACUGGGCCACAGGGACCUCCAGGAUCGCCAGGCCAGCCAGGGUUAUCAGGCAGCCCAGGGGUCUCAGUCAAGGGAGAGAAAGGAGAGAGGGGUGAGAGGGGCCCCCCGGGCGUGGGGAGCGGCGAGGCCGUGAAGGGGGAGCGCGGACUGCCUGUGAGUACUGACCUCCUCUCUCAUCGAGCCCCGCAGCCGGACCGCUGCCCCGGGGCCGAGCGAUUCCUGCAGCUGACUCGCCCCCUUACUGGUGCACCUGGGCCUCCAGGACUCAGAGGCUUGCCUGGGCCCGGAGGCCAGUCGGGAGAGAAGGGUAAUGAAGGAGCUCGUGGAGAGCCUGGAAGAACUAUUCAAGGGCCAGCAGGGAACAAAGGAGACAAGGGGGAACGGGGACUGCCAGGGCCAGAGGGCCCCAAAGGUGUGAAGGGUGACCCCGCGGAGAAAGGUGAAAAAGGCUCACCAGGCUACGGUGUCCCAGGACAGCCUGGACCCAAAGGCGAACAGGGAGAGAGGGGGAACAUCGGCCUGACAGGGAGACCUGGAGUGAAGGGUGACCCUGGAGAUCCAGGAGAGAGGGGGGACCCAGGCAGGGCAGGUCCUCCAGGACAGAUUGGACUCAGAGGAAAAGAGGGGGAGAAAGGAGACAAGGGGGACGAGGGCACCCCGGGUGAGAUGGGCUUGCCAGGGAAGCCAGGAGAGAGGGGCCUGAGGGGGUUGGGAGGACAGCCGGGUCGUCCGGGAGAGAAGGGUGACGUAGGCGACCCUGGAGAAAAUGGACGAAAUGGCAGCCCAGGACCUGCUGGCUCCAGAGGAGAGAAGGGAGACCGGGGCCCAGAGGGCCCCCCCGGCCCCCCAGGCAGGGUGAUUGACCUGGAGAGAGAGCUGAGGGGCGACAGGGGGGAAAAGGGCGACCCUGGUGAUCCUGGGGAGCAUGGGGCCAAAGGUCAGAAGGGGGAAUCGGGUCCCCCUGGGCAACUUGGUGAACGAGGAGAUCGCGGGCCUCCAGGCCUGGAUGGGCGCAAUGGACUGGACGGCAAGCCAGGCUCUCUGGGACCCGCAGGCCUGAGGGGAGAUCCGGGGAAGCAGGGGGACCCUGGUCGGGAUGGUCUCCCAGGACUGCGGGGGGAGCAGGGACCUCCUGGGCCUGCGGGGCCCCCUGGGAGUCAGGGCUCACCUGGAAAACUGGGUGAGGAUGGGAAGCCUGGACAGCCUGGGAAGAAUGGCGAGGACGGCACUCCUGGGGAAGAUGGAAGGAAGGGUGAUAAAGGGGAGGCAGGAAGCCCUGGGAGAGAUGGUCGGGACGGGGUGAAAGGAGAAAGGGGGGAGGUGGGGCCUGCAGGUCCUCCGGGCUCCUCUGGUCUCCCUGGAGUCCCUGGCAAUCCUGGACCUCCCGGACAGACAGUCUAUGUGAAAGGAGGGGAAUCCACAUCUAUCCCAGGACCUCAGGGUCCUCCUGGCACUCCGGGAAUCCCAGGAGUUCCUGGCACUGCCGGUCCCAGAGGUGAAAAGGGAGCCCCAGGUCCCAAGGGAGACGCGGGGGACCCCGGUGAGGAUGGGACACCUGGCCGGCCUGGGACACCAGUGGAUGUCAAAAAAGCCCUGUCUGAAUAUGGAAUUGAGAUCCUGCAUCUGAAGCUGGUGGUGGACGAGAAGGAGAAGUGGGAAGAGAGGGUGAAGGAAGCGGAGAAGGGGGCGAAGGGGGAGAAGGGCAACACAGGAGACAGAGGUCCUCCUGGGCCACAGGGUCCUCGCGGUGACUUGGGAGAAAGAGGCCAGAAAGGGGAGGCAGGUGAGGCCGGGCCGGCUGGGCCACAGGGACCCCCAGGUCGUGCUAUUGGGGAGCGUGGCCCAGAGGGGCCCCCAGGACAGGCAGGGGAGCCAGGCAAGCCAGGCAUCCCUGGGGUCCCAGGACGGGCAGGGGAGCUGGGCGAGGCGGGGCGACCAGGCGACAAGGGGGAGCGUGGAGAGAAAGGGGAGAAAGGCAGUGGGGGAAAAGAUGGCCAGGCUGGGCCCCCUGGCCUCCCAGGACCCAAGGGGGAUCCUGUGGAUAUGUCAGGUGCAGGGCUCCCAGGAGAGAGGGGGCUACCUGGACUGCCUGGACAGAAGGGGGAGCCAGGGCUCCAGGGACCAGCAGGCUCCAAAGGAGACAAGGGGGCAGAAGGAUCACGUGGGGAUAAGGGCGAGAGAGGUGACCAGGGUGAGAAGGGACGAGAUGGGUUUUCGGGGUCUCCUGGUGAACCAGGGCAGCCUGGACCUGAUGGGAAGCCAGGCCUGCCUGGGUUCCCCGGAGUGCUGGGCAGACCGAUUGGCAGGUCUGGCACUAGACUCCCUCUGGUGUCGAGAGGACAGGGACACAUGACCGAGACCAGAGCUGCAAGACUGUUUUUCUCAGUGGCAGAACAUCUUUCUAAAUCGAACCCUGCACCGGCUCCACCUUGCAUGCUGCACCUGAGCCAUGCAAGCUCAUCUGAGAGACGCCGCCCUGCUGAAUCAUCCAGUCCUGCCUGUGAGCUCUCUGCACAUGCAUCAGCACCGUUAUUAACAAUUGCAAGUGUGUUGUAUAGUGGAAACCCGGGAGAACCAGGAACUCGAGGACCCCCAGGUCCUGCUGGCCCCAGCGGUCCACAGGGGCCCCCUGGACUAAAGGGUAACCAGGGUGAGCCAGGCAUUGGGAUUCAGGGACUGCCAGGGCCACAAGGCAACAUGGGACUGCCAGGUCCUCCAGGGCCUCCAGGAGCUGCAAGUCCUCCGGGCCCCCCCGGGCUGCCGGGCCAGGUGGGAGAAUCGGGAAAGCCUGGCGUUCCCGGCCGAGACGGCGUGCCAGGGAAAGACGGAGAGCCUGGUCUGUCAGGGAAGCCGGGUGUGGUCGGCCCAGUGGGUACUCCAGGCCUGAAGGGCGAGCAGGGCGACACUGGUCCUCCAGGAGAGUCCAUAGUGGGCCCUCAGGGACCGAAAGGAGAGAAGGGGUCUGCAGGUUUGGUUCUGCCAGGGUUGUCGGGCGAGAGGGGUCUCCCCGGGGAGCAGGGUGAAAAGGGAGAUAAAGGAGUUCCUGGGAACAAAGGAGAGAGGGGAGACUCGGGGGAAGCUGGAGAGCCGGGAGAAGAUGGAGCAAAAGGAGAGCCUGGACCCAAAGGAGACAAGGGAGAGAGGGGAGUGGGACUGCCUGGACCCACAGGCCAACCUGGACCUCAGGGAUUAAAGGGUGACCCAGGACUUCCUGGUCCCUCUGGUCCCCCAGGGCCCCAAGGCAUCGCAGGGAACCCUGGGCUGCCAGGGCUGAGGGGAGAGACAGGGCAGCCCGGUCCCCCAGGACCCCUGGGAGAGAGGGGCCUGCAGGGAUUCCCGGGACGAGACGGAAACACAGGGCAGCCCGGGCCCCCAGGACCCUCUGGGCUGGCGGGCUCUUCAGGACCUGCAGGGCCGAAGGGAGACAAGGGAGAUGUGGGAGUCGGUCUGCCAGGACCACGGGGAGAGAGGGGAGACCAGGGUAGCCGGGGAGAAGAGGGCAGGCCUGGCCUGGAUGGAGAGAGAGGACCCACAGGCCCGCCAGGCAGUCGAGGAGAGAGGGGGGAGAAGGGCGACGUUGGGCCCUUAGGUGAAAAAGGAGACAAGGGCGACACGGUGUCAGUCAGCGGACCGGCAGGACCCCGGGGCAACAAAGGCGAGAAUGGCGAACGGGGCCCGAAGGGCCUGCAGGGGGAGAAGGGGGUGAAGGGUGAGGAAGGACCACCAGGGCAGCAGGGUCCGAAGGGUGAGGCAGGCGAGAGGGGCUCCAUGGGGUUCCAGGGAGCCCGUGGACCUGGCGGACAGAAGGGAGAGGCAGGGCAGCCAGGAAUCCCUGGAGAGCCUGGUGAACCAGGAAAAGACGGUUUCCCGGGACCAAGAGGAGAGAAGGGAGAGAUUGGGAUCAUGGGACUAAGAGGAGUCAAGGGAGACCGGGGCCCCAAGGGUGCUUGUGGGACUGAUGGUCUGAAGGGUGACAAGGGUGACACAGGGAUCUCAGGACGGCCUGGCCUGCCUGGGAGGAAGGGAGAGUCGGGGGAGGUGGGGGCCCCAGGAGUCACGGGGACACCUGGGAAGGAGGGACUGAUUGGCCCCAAGGGUGACAGGGGGUUUGAUGGGCUGCAGGGCCCAAAGGGCGCACAGGGAGAGAAGGGCGAGAGGGGCCCCCCCGGUGUGCCCGGCCCCCCUGGACCCAGGGGCAAUGAUGGCCUACCUGGACUGACUGGACCCCAGGGGCCUGCUGGGAUGAAAGGCCCUGAGGGGCUGCAAGGAGAGAAGGGUGAGCGUGGCCCUCCAGGGCCCUCGAUGGUGGGCCCCAGGGGAAUCCCAGGCAUACCAGGAGACCGAGGCGAGCAGGGCGAUCUGGGUCCUGAUGGACCAAAGGGAGAUAAGGGGGAGUCUGGUAUGACGGAGGAUGAGAUUCGCACAUAUGUCCGCUCAGAGAUGAGUCAGCACUGCGCCUGCGGGGGGAAUUACAGGAUGAAGCCGCCAGUCUUCGACACCUUGGGAGCAGAGACAGAGGUGUCAGAAAGUUUUGUCCCAGACUCCCCAUCCCGCCUGCCUGCCCAGUCCUAUCGCACCCGGCCCAUUCCAGUACUGAAGCUGUCGCAGUCAGGCGAGCAGGGGCGGGAGCUGCGUGUGGUGGUGAAUACAAAUGACCCUGACUACGAGCAUGUAUACUCUGUGGAGAGCUACGAUGACCCCACAGAGGAAGACCUGUUUCCCACCGUCACCUUAACUGAGGGCGAAACCAGUACCAUCGACCCCCGGCAGGCCGUGCGCAGCAGGCGAGCGCUCGCUGGUGAAGCAGACUCCUGCUUGUUGCCUCUGGAGGAGGGCACCUGCUCACGCUACACCCUGCGCUGGUACUUCAACUCUCGGGUGUCCGACUGCCGCCCCUUCAUCUACAGCGGGUGCGGAGGAAACGCCAACCACUUCACCUCUAAAGAGGACUGUCAGCUCCACUGCCAGGGCAAGCGGGCAGACACAGCGCUGGAGAAGAAGGACAGCUGAGAUGGUCAUAGCAAUCCAUCGCUGAGCAGUUUACAAAAUGGACUCCCUUUCACCUCUGCAGUAGGCACCCCAUACUUCUGACACAUCCCUCCCUGCACACACAGACAUGGGGGAAUGAGCUGCACACACUGCCACACACAAAUAAUGCCAGAUGGAGACACAAUCACAAAGAUACUGGGGAAAAGUACACACAAUGAUUGACAUAGAAAACAGACAUGAACAGUGCCAUGUGUGUUGGCCGUACCUAUUUGUUAUGCAAGAGGCAGAACAGGAACAAACUAACAAUUGAAACACUCUUGAUUUUAAACUGCUGAAAGAGCAGACAGUUCCAACUCUAAAUGCAGCAUCAAAGAAGUAUAUUUAAGCAUGUGUUCACAACUGAACUUAGUUUUCCUAAAGAAACAGGAAAAUUUAGUGUUAUGGAAACUGAACCUUACACUAUUUUAUUACACACAGGCAAAUUCAAUUAUAUAUACACUGAAGAUCCAUUAAACUGUCAAAAAAAUAUUUUAAGAAAACUAUAGCAGCAUCUAUUCUCAGUCAUUCCUGAGAUAUUCCACAUGGAAGAAUCCUAGAAUCCCCAAAUAUGAUUUAGUCAGAACUGAUUCUUUGGGAAUGGAUAAAAUGCUUAGUGCCAUGGACACUGUCUUUUUUCAACCAGUGCUGGCUGGAAAUUCAAAGGAAUUUGGAGCAAAACACUGGAUGUCAGCAGCAGAGCUCCUGAACACACAGCCAAUCUUUCAACAGAUUCUCAGACGAAGAUCUAUGUAGAUAUUAUAGAAAAGGGAACAAAGACCCGUUGCCUACAACUUACAUUACACAAUGCUGUUCUGCAGUAGUCAAUUUAAACCAGCACCCUGGACAGCACCUCUCUUUCUGACAGUUCGUCUUUCCCUGAUGAAGGGGGACUAGUGCCCGAGUCUCUCUCAGAGGGGUGUGUGAUGACUCUCAUGUGUGUUAGCCAUCUUCUGCUCUUUUUACCUUCUUUUAAAACCUGUGUGAAAAUCUCAAAUCCUGUUUCGUUUGUGGCCAAAUGGCGAGGCUGAAAGCACAUACCAUGCCACGCCCUCUGCCGCCACGCCCACUGCCUGCCUGUCUGCUCAGACUCUGGCGCCCGGCCAGCAUAUGACCCGAGGUGAGUGCUUGAGCCAGCUGCUCCCUGUGUGUCACCCCAGGUGAGCUCCUCCUGCUGCUCCGUCCUUCACAGGAGGAGUCAGGCACCGGCCACAUCCUUCUCCUGCUGCCUGUUGCACGAGAAUCCUGUUCUUGGAGAGGCAGAGACAUGGGGAAAUCUGGUCCCACAGAAUAGCGCAGUAGUACAGGGAGGGAGCCCAGGAUGUCCACAAC